Molecule: messenger RNA, 1954 nt
Organism: Monomorium pharaonis (pharaoh ant)
Lineage: Eukaryota; Metazoa; Arthropoda; Insecta; Hymenoptera; Formicidae
Gene: Pym
Product: partner of Y14 and mago
Exons: 3
Coding region: 288-923 (211 amino acids)
Biological process (GO): exon-exon junction complex disassembly
Cellular component (GO): cytoplasm; exon-exon junction complex
Molecular function (GO): RNA binding
Source: RefSeq, a predicted model, not a curated record
GACGAAGCGAGCGUCGGGUUCAAAUCUAGGACUCGGAAAAUUGAGAGUCGGCUCUCGUCCAGGAUCCAUGCGCAAACUCGUGUGCAGGGAUCGCGACUCGGAAUCGGACUACUGGUGACAUCUAUCGGCGCAAUGCGUAAGAUCGAUGCUGAAACUCGCACGCCAUCGGAGCUGCCAGAUGCUCCGCUUCGUACGAUACAGGAGAUCGCGCACGCAGGAUGGCACGCGGAUAGUCGAGGACUUUUUAACAUUUAUUUAUAUUUUUCACAACACGCGAGGCAAUUGCGAUGGCAUCAACUUACAUCAAGGAUGAAACGGGUACGUUUAUCCCAGCAAGCCAACGACCCGAUGGCACGUGGCGCAAGCAACGGCGUGUGAAAGAUGGAUAUAUUCCUCAGGAAGAAGUUCCAUUAUACGAAAGUAAAGGAAAGCAAUUAGUAAAGAAGCCUUUGUAUCCUGUGGGUGCCAGUCCAGAAUUUAUAGCAGAACACAAAGCCAAACUGGAGGCGAAGAAUAAAAUGAUACCCGGUAUGCAAGCGAAAACUCAAGAAGGAUCCAAGAAGAAGAAAAAGAAGAACAAAUCCAAAGUCGUAGAACCUGUUGUAGAAGGAUUGUCCAAAAUUACGAUCUCAGAGCCCGAAUUUCAUAAAGAAAUUCCAACUCACACCAACAAGUCACUGUCCACUACGAAACAGAUCACGACAAACAAUGUAACUAAAGACAAUUCAAACACCGCGCAGAAAACGACAACCGAUCCGCAGAAGAGAUUAAAGAAUCUUCGCAAAAAAAUUAGGGAAAUAGAAGUGUUAGAAGAUAAGAUCAAAACUGGUGCUCUGAAAAAUCCUGAUAAGGAAAUACUCGACAAAGUCGCGCGGAAAAUGGAGAUUUCUAAGGAGAUAAAAAGAUUAGAGGCUGCUUUAUAGAUCAUAUCUGAUUAAAACUUUUACACAAAUUUUAUUUGGCAGUACCAGAAAAUGGUGCGAUUAUAAAACUUGAACCGGUAACGAUCCUAUUAUACAGCAAAGCCAAUCUUCGUUCCUCUCAACCAUUAUAUUGCAGUUUUAAUAUCGCAUCUCACAUUAAUCAUUUUUUAUUUAACAUGUAUAGAUUGAUAAUAUUGAUGCAUACAUUUAUAUGUAUGGCGAUGAUACUAGCUAUUUUUCAGCUAGGACACUGAGCAUUACACUGUAUCGCUGUGUAACGUUCUUGUUGGAACGAUCAGAACUCUAGACUUAACAAAACAAUAAUAAUAUUAAUGCUAAUAAGUAUUAGGAAAAUGUUAUUAAAAUUAUUAUCACAUUAAUAUCACAUGGUAUAAAAUUUCUUGGUAACACUGAUAUAUUUUACAUGCUCAUACAUCUUUUUAUCGUGUCGACCAAUGUAACUUCUGUAUCAGUGUAGCACUGUGCCACAGUCGAAAUACUUUAUGUUAGACACUGUGUUACACUGUGUUUGUGUACCUUGUUGGAAAAUAGCCAACUAAUCGUCGACGAUUUCUGAUACUUGAUCAAAAAACUUAUACAUGCAUCUAUAUAAACAUAUAUGUAUAUAAGAGAACUUACGUAAAAAUUUUAAUAAAGACGAACGAAGUUUUCGUUAAUGAAUUAUCUUCUGCACGUCAUAAUUUCACCCUUUUAAAUCGAUUAAAAGGGUAAAAUAAAAACCAAUUUUAGAUGGAUUUAUAUUAACGAUCAGAAUGAUCUAAGAAAUAUAUAUAGACAUCUGUGAGAGUGUGUUUUAAUGAGAAUUAUUAUGCAUUUAAUGUGAUAAGAUAAACUAUUGAUUUAUAAUAUUUAUAGCGAAUAAAUUCAAAAUCAUAAAAGUAAAAACAUUGUCAUGCUUUUAUGAGAAAGAUAAAUGUUCUCUAUUAUUUCCAAAUUAUUAUCACAUAAGCUUUUGUUAAUAGCAAUUUUAUUAUAUCAAUAAAACAUUGUAAUUAAUUAUUGUAAAUUUA